Messenger RNA from Arabis nemorensis, 1533 nucleotides. The record is from the annotation of a GenBank genome assembly. Lineage: Eukaryota; Viridiplantae; Streptophyta; Magnoliopsida; Brassicales; Brassicaceae.
AUGGUGAAACCAUCGGAUUUCAGAGCAGUUCAAGGGUUUAUUCGGUUGCAUUACAGUCGGGUCAACCCGGUUACAAUCGGCCGAUCAAACCCAUCGGCUUUGUCUUCUCCGGCUAUUCCCUCGAACGGUGUUUCACAGUUUCAGUCUAGGUUCAGCUUCCACAGCUUAUCAUCGAAACCCACUUCCACAAACGUGGGAUCAUCACAGAUUCUGUCUAGUCCUAAGCUUAAUCCUCCAAAAUUGCAGGCUUUGGGUUUGCCUCGUGUGAAUUUGAGUUUUGCAUCGGCGUUUAGAUUGGUCUCUACUAAGAGCACUGGAUUUCGUAAGAUUGAUGAGAGUUUUGCGAGAAAAGUUGUUGACAAGCCUGUGAAAGCCGUUCGUUCAACUUUUGCUAGAUACCGUGAAGCUAUAGGGUUGCACAUUGAAGCAUUUUUUAAAAAGAAUAGUCUUGUUUUGUUUGGAGCUGGUGGAGUUUUUGUAUGUAUUUUCCUUUGGAGGAUUAUGUUUGGAAUUGCCAACACUUUUGUUGGACUCUCAGAGGGCAUGGCUAAGUAUGGGUUUCUUGCACUCUCCUCAGCCAUUGUAGCGUUUUCUGGAUUAUACCUCCGCUCAAGGUUCACAAUAAAUCCCGAUAAAGUUUACAGGAUGACCAUGAGGAAGAUCAACACAGCAGCUGAAGUUCUAGAAGUUAUGGGCGCUCCUCUUUCAGGUUCAGAUUUACGAGCUUAUGUGAUGUCAGGUGGUGGCAUAUCAUUCAAGAAAUUCAAGCCAACAAUUAGGAGCAAGCGCUGCUUUCUACUAUUCCCUGUUCAAGGUUCUGAGAGAAAGGGACUUGUUAGCGUCGAAGUUAAGAAGAAGAAAGGCCAGUAUGACAUGAGGCUUUUGGCGGUGGAUAUUCCAAUGGCGUCAGGUCCUGACCAACGGUUAUUUCUGAUUGGCGAUGAAGAUGGGUACAAAGUUGGUGGUGGUUUAAUCUCUGAGUUAAGAGACCCUGUUGUGAAAGCCAUGGCAGCAACUAAGGAGUUCGAUAAUCUUGACAGAAUCGAAGAGGAAGAAGACGCUGAAAGAGAACUUCAAGAAGCUGAAAGAAAGCACCGCGAAGAGAUCGAGAAGCUCGAGAAAGAGAGCUCCAGCAGCAACAAGAAGGCUCAAAUUCGGUGCACGAAAGGGACCUGCUUUUUGAAAGGAAAGGUUCAUCCGGUGACUAGAAUUGAGAAGUGGGAGGAGAAGAUCAAAGAAGCUAACAGUAACGGCAAGAUUCUGGUUGUAAAAUUCAAGGCGUCGUGGUGUGUACCUUGUAGAGAAAUGGCACCAAUAUACCAGGAACUUGCGUCCACAUACACUUCAAUGAUAUUUGUUACUAUAGACGUCGAAGAGCUCGCUGAGUUUAGUCAUGAAUGGAAUGUGGAAGCAACUCCAACAGUAGUGUUCCUCAAGAAUGGAAGGCAAAUGGAUAAACUUGUAGGUGGAGAUGCUGCAGAGCUUCAGAAGAAAACAGCAGCAGCUGCAGAUCUCCUUCUCAGACAAUCUUAG